GCUGGAUAUUCAAAGGUUUGUUUAGACAAGUGUGUGCUGUACCUCUGCUUAAUUGAUAAUUUUGUUUAUUUUCAGAAUAUUUUGGUUAUUCUUUCAAAAUUCACAACCACUUUAGAUAAAAAUGGCAGCCUAUGGCAAUCCAUUUGUUGUGGCCCCUCCACCUGAAGAUGAUGGUUGUCUGUCCCAGCUUCCUUCUCAGAUACCCUCUCAGAUAUAUCCAACUUCGGCUUCUACUUCAAGAUGGACAACUGGUAUGUGGGACUUUGAGAGCCAUGAGAGCCACGACCAUCCAAAUGUUAGUGAAUUACGUACAGUCCCCGACAGUACACAUUACAAAGGCCCAGAAUUCUUCAAAGAAGAUUCUCAACCAAGGCAAGACGUUUAUUAUCCAGGAAAACAUUGGUUAAAUAACCAAACAUUUUAUGAUUUUAGAGGUGGUGGUGAGGGAAAUCAUGGCCCUCUUAGAUCUGUAUCUGAAAUCCCUCCUCAGUUCCAGUCCAUCUUUUCGCAAUUUCCUUAUUUCAACAUCGUUCAGUCUACUGUGUUUGAUGAUGUAUUUUGUUCAGAUUGUUCCGUUGUCGUCUCAGCACCUACAGGCUCUGGAAAAACUGUAGUUAUGGAGUUAGCAAUACUUAGAUUACUGACAAUUGCACAGGAGGAGAAUUUGAGAAGUGGUGAUGGUGGCAGAAUGCAUCCAAAGAUUGUUUACAUGGCACCAAUGAAAGCACUCGUUUCUGAGCGUUAUAUGGAUUGGAGACAAAGAAUGAGUCCUUUGGGUAUAACCUGUGCAGAAGUGACAGGAGACACAGAACAAGAUGAUAUAGCUGUAAUCAAAGACUCCCAGAUUGUGUUGACAACACCAGAGAAGUGGGACUCGCUCACCAGACGUUGGAAAGACCAUGCUACUCUCAUGGAAGAGAUUUCCUUGUUGCUUAUUGAUGAGGUACAUGUAUUAAAUUGUGAAGAUAGAGGUCCCACCCUAGAAGCUGUUGUCUCUAGAAUGAAGACUAUUCGAACAACUAGACCUUCGGACAAUUAUGGCAACGUUAGAUUUGUAGCAGUAUCAGCAACCAUUCCCAAUGUAUCAGAUGUUGCAGCUUGGCUUUCAGACAGUAAAGGAACUGCAGUAGGUCACAAGUUAGUACAUACAAUGGUUUAUGUAUUUUACAUAAAUUAUUGCUGUAUACGUACUUUACGUGCUAUGAAUCUUGUAAGGCUUUGCAAGGGAAAAGAUGCUUGUACAUACACAGAAUUAACGUCUCUCCUUGUGUCAACUGCAGCUUCUUCUCCCUGUAUUGAAUCCAAGGAUUCUUCCUCUGAAAGGGAAAAUGUAAAAGCCUCUAUCAAGAAGCUGCAAGCUCAGCUACGAGCUUUGGAUCAAGAACUUGAUCAAGUCCGAAAACGUAACCGGGCUAGCAGCGGCAAAAGCAAUGUGCAACGGAUGAGGAGUAGAUGGCAACGCCAUGUUGACUAUUUUGAAUGGUCGCGUCUUGCGGGUCGUGGUAGGUCUUCCAGGUCAUAG
Messenger RNA from Macrobrachium nipponense, 1522 nucleotides. RefSeq lists its product as uncharacterized. The record is from RefSeq and is a predicted model, not a curated record. NCBI's taxonomy places the organism in Eukaryota, Metazoa, Arthropoda, Malacostraca, Decapoda, Palaemonidae. Gene Ontology annotation, molecular function: ATP binding; nucleic acid binding. Bases 122 to 1522 code for a protein of 466 amino acids. The transcript has 11 exons.